Messenger RNA from Trypanosoma brucei brucei TREU927, 1770 nucleotides. Its product is annotated as 73 kDa paraflagellar rod protein. The record is from RefSeq and is a predicted model, not a curated record. NCBI's taxonomy places the organism in Eukaryota, Euglenozoa, Kinetoplastea, Trypanosomatida, Trypanosomatidae. Gene Ontology annotation, cellular component: motile cilium. Bases 1 to 1770 code for a protein of 589 amino acids. The transcript has a single exon. Gene Ontology annotation, molecular function: calmodulin binding.
AUGGCCGCAGUUGACGAUGCCACUGGUUUGGAGGCUGCGCGCAAGCAGAAGAUCCACAACCUGAAGCUGAAGACAGCCUGUUUGGAGAAUGAGGAACUUGUACAGGAAUUGCAUGUAUCUGACUGGAGCGAGACACAGAGGCAGAAGCUGCGCGGCGCCCACCUGAAGGCUGAGGAGCUGGUUGCCGCUGUGGACGUCGGUACGAAAUGGAACCUAACGGAGGUAUACGACCUCGCAAAGCUGAUGCGCGUGUGUGGACUCGAGAUGAGCCAACGCGAGCUUUACCGCCCUGAGGACAAGGCACAAUUCAUGGACAUUAUUGCCAUGAAAAAGGUGCUUCAGGACCUGCGUCAGAACCGCAACAAGACGCGUGUUGUGAGCUUCACGCAGAUGAUCGACAACGCCAUCGCGAAGGUUGAAAAGGUUGAGGAGGAGCUUCGCCGCUCGCAGCUGGAUGCAACGCAGUUGGCGCAGGUCCCCACACAGACAUUGAAGCAAGUGGAGGAUAUCAUGAACGUAACGCAAAUCCAGAAUGCGCUUGCCUCAACUGACGACCAGAUCAAGACGCAGUUGGCGCAGCUUGAAAAAACGAACGAGAUCCAGAACGUUGCGAUGCAUGAUGGUGAGAUGCAGGUCGCCGAGGAGCAAAUGUGGACGAAGGUACAGCUUCAGGAGCGCUUAAUCGAUCUGAUUCAGGACAAAUUCCGCUUGAUCAGCAAAUGUGAGGAGGAGAACCAGGCCUUCAGCAAAAUCCAUGAGGUGCAGAAACAGGCGAAUCAGGAAACGAGUCAGAUGAAGGAUGCGAAGCGUCGCCUGAAGCAGCGGUGUGAGACAGAUCUGAAGCACAUCCACGACGCGAUCCAGAAGGCUGACCUUGAGGAUGCCGAGGCGACGAAGCGCCACGCUGCGAACAAAGAGAAAAGCGACCGCUACAUCCGAGAGAACGAGGAUAGGCAGGAGGAGACGUGGAACAAGAUCCAGGACCUUGAGCGGCAGUUGCAGAAGCUUGGCACGGAGCGAUUCGAUGAGGUCAAGCGGCGGAUUGAGGAGAUUGACCGCGAGGAGAAGCGACGUGUGGAGUACUCUCAAUUCCUGGAGGUUGCCUCGCAGCACAAGAAACUGCUCGAGCUGACAGUGUACAACUGCGACCUCGCGAUCCGCUGUACCGGGCUGGUGGAGGAGCUGGUGUCGGAGGGCUGUGCCGCGGUGAAGGCCCGCCACGACAAAACGAGCCAGGAUCUUGCAGCCCUUCGUUUGGAUGUUCAUAAAGAGCACUUGGAGUACUUCCGCAUGCUGUACCUCACGUUGGGUUCUCUUAUCUACAAGAAAGAGAAGCGGAUGGAGGAGAUUGACCGGAACAUCCGUACAACGCACAUCCAGUUGGAGUUCUGUGUGGAAACAUUCGACCCGAAUGCGAAGAAGCACGCCGACAUGAAGAAAGAGCUAUACAGGCUGCGCCAGGGCGUAGAGGAGGAGCUGGCGAUGCUGAAAGAGAAGCAGGCGAAGGCGUUGGAGGAGUUCAAGGAGUCAGAGGAGGCUCUGGACGCUGCUGGCAUCGAGUUCAACCACCCUGUGGACGAGAACAACGAGGAGGUGCUUACACGCCGCAGCAAGAUGGUGGAGUACCGCUCGCACCUGACGAAGCAGGAGGAGGUGAAGAUUGCCGCCGAACGCGAGGAAAUCAAGAGGGCGCGCUUACUGCGCAGCUCUGGUGCCGGUGGCGAGCAGGUCCGCAUCGGAAACAACACUGCACCGGCACGCCUCGAAUAG